Messenger RNA from Monodelphis domestica (gray short-tailed opossum), 1013 nucleotides. It is a transcript of the gene SPATS1, whose product is annotated as spermatogenesis associated serine rich 1. NCBI's taxonomy places the organism in Eukaryota, Metazoa, Chordata, Mammalia, Didelphimorphia, Didelphidae. The record is from RefSeq and is a predicted model, not a curated record.
CCAUUGAAUGCUGCACUGCCUGCCAGGAGGAGUCCGAAGCGAGGGUAGAUAUCUCUCACUUUCCCGGAAUUCUCCACCUUCCCGCCAGCCGGCGUGCCUGACCAUUUUAUCGUCAGCACCUCCAGAUCCGUUGGUCCCACCGCCCCCAUAAAGUGAUGGAGCACGAUGAGUCAUGCGUUGUGGAGGGGGCAAAGGAGAAUGGUGCUAAUGAUGGCGGCAAUCUGGAGCCUUUGGAACAUUGCCCUUGUGCAAGAGAUGUCGAUCCACUUCGGGUUCUUGUUCCUUUGUCUGUUGCUGAAUGUAAAUGUAGUUCCAGCAAUCUUCUGGAUGUCCCCAAAGAAGAUGCUCGUACAGAUCAUCCUGCUAUGGAUGCCAAGCUGGAUCCCAGUCCAUCUGCUUCGAUGCAAGUCAUUGAUGAUGUUCUGGCACCAAAAGAUAAAAAGAUUGAAUAUCCGAAGGAAAUCAUCCUGCUCCAGGAUCAAAGGGCUGCAGAAUGGAGUUUUUAUCCAAGGGGAGGAAAUCUUCAUACCUAUCAUAAGGGGAAAAAAUGUUAUUUCAACGGGAUCUUUCUUGCGAACCAGAGAUGUUCAACAGAGAUAUCAUUGGCCAAAUGCUUUGGCAGUAAAAAAUAUGGCAUUAAUCUCAGGAAUGGGCUCCCACAACUAUCCCCAGGAGACAAGCCAUAUUUCCGUUCAGAGCAAAGUUCAGAUUUUUACAAACUUGGAUCAUCUAUGCCUCUAGUAAAUUUUUCGAGAAAACCAUAUACAAAAAAAGUAGAUACGUUUAUUCCUCUGGAACCUCUGCCAAAGGAACGCCACUUGCCUUUUUCUGUAAGGGAGAAGAGAAAACAAAAACUGAAUGAAAUAAUGGAAGUGGAGAAGCUUGAUUCGUGGAAUCCAGCAGUUCCCAUACUGACUUGGUUAUUCCCCCCUCUUCCAAUACAGAAACGAGUGGUAGUGAUUUGAAAACCUUUGGACCCUAUAAGAAUAAAGCUUCUUGGGAGAUUAUAUAAA